CUCAGAGGCGAAAUUGUAGGUAAAUGGAGCGUUGACGCUUAAGUCGAGGUAUCUGUCAACCUCACAGUCUUCGAACUGCGUCGUCACAUCCGGUACAGUUGGUAUUUUGGUGAGGAGUUUAUUCCGAAAGAGUCUGUCAGAGCAGACGAUCUCGAGGAGUAACAGUUACAACUUUUUCUCUUCCUGGGCAUAUUCGAAUAAAACGGCAACAUGUCUAUCAAAUCAACAACCAUGUCUUUAAGUAAAGAGAUGUCCGUGGAGGAGUCCUACAGCAAAACCAGCAUCUCCUCCAGCAAAUUGAGUAAAAUGGAAUCCGUGGAAAGUUCGAUUUCCUCUUCCAUCGGUGAAUCCACAAGAGACUCUGGGAUCAUGUCGUCCAUUGCUAGCAAGCUGGACUCCGAUCUCGCUAUUGGUGACAGCACUUUGGACUCUUCCAAAGGUUUAAAAAUGUCAUCCGUCGAAAAGAGUGCAUCUGUGAUGGAAAGUGAAGACAGCUUCUCGUCUAAGAAGCUGGAGGUGUCUUCUUCGGUCGACAUCCAAGAGUCUAGUCAAUCUAUGUCGAUGGUUUCUAAAAAGGAGGAAAUAAGCAUGUCCAAAAGCGAAACCAGCUCUGAAGAAAUGUCCAAGUCCGUCAUGAAAUCAGAAUCCGUUACUUCGGAAGUUAGCGAAGAAAAGACCCUCAGCAUCACCGAGAGUUAAACCAGAGGACAUAGGAGGCAAGGAAGAACUGAGGACAGAAGCUGGUUUGGCCGAAAAUCCUCGAAGACUUUUGUCUGUGAUUAUUUUAUGCUUUGUCCAACUAUGUUCUGAUAUGCUUUAGUUGUGUUUUUGCUGCCAUUAAAACUGUGAAUAAAUUUUCUAUUCAUUCGAA
This is a messenger RNA of Stegodyphus dumicola, 871 nucleotides long. Its product is annotated as protein Obscurin-like. Gene Ontology annotation, molecular function: protein binding; ATP binding; protein kinase activity. NCBI's taxonomy places the organism in Eukaryota, Metazoa, Arthropoda, Arachnida, Araneae, Eresidae. Gene Ontology annotation, biological process: protein phosphorylation. The record is from RefSeq and is a predicted model, not a curated record.